AUGCCACGACAGCUGUCUUUGUCCUUCCCCUCUUCUUGCUUUUGCUCUACCGGCUCUUUUCUCUCCAGCAUGACUGUUCAAGCCUCCAAGUUCACCCCCGAGGUGCUCAUCGCGGCUCCGCGCCGCUCUGCUGGUGUGCCCAAUGCUAGAGGAGAUCUAAUUCUUUACACGGUGUCGACUUACUCCUUCGAGACUCACUCCAAGUCUGCCCAGAUUCGCACCCUCAGCGUCAAGGAUGGAUCUUCACACCUCGUUUCCGAGGACACGGGCGCCAGCGAUCCCGUAUGGAUCAGCAACACCGAAGUCGGCUUCUUCAAGGGCGGCGAGAACGGAACCAAGCUCUUUUACCAGGAUGUCGAAGCGCCAACAUCCGAACCCAAUUUGAUUCACCGCUUCCGGGGUGCCCUAUCCAGCGCCAAAACCAAGACUCUGUCGAGCGGCAAAGUUGCGCUCGUCACUGCAGCCCUCACCGCGCCCAGCGGCAACUUGUUCCUCGCCGCCGACGAAAAGAAGCCGCUGUCCAGCGGCAAGAUUUACGACGAGCUUUUUGUCCGCCACUGGGACACCUGGAAGACCAAGAACGAAAACGCGCUCUGGUACGGCCAGCUGGAGAAGAAGGAUGGCAAGUGGACGCUCGAGAACAAUAGCUUCAGCCUGCUCGCCGGAAUCGAGCUGUCCUCGCCCGUUGGACCAUUUGGGGGCGCCUCCGACUUUGACAUUCACGAGAAAGGCAUCGCCUUUGUCGCCAAGGACCCCACGCUCAACCUGGCCCGCUACACCAAGACGGACCUGUACUUGGUGCCGCUCAAGUCCUUUACCGAGGAGCCCGGCGCGCCGCAGAUUGUAAAGACGGGUAACCUCGUCGGCUACAGCCACUGCCCUACGUUUUCUCGCGACGGCAAGUCGAUUGCAUUCUUGCGCAUGAAGGACAAGCAGAACGAGGCCGACAAGCACCAGCUGCUCGUGAUUCCGGACAUUAAGAAUCUUGAAAACGUUCAGACUUUCUACUCAGCCAGCGACGACAGAGGCAGCUGGGACCGCAGCCCCUCCUCCAUUCUUUGGACCGCCGACAAUAAACACCUGAUUCUCACUGCAGAGCAGCACGGCAAAGUCCUCCUGUGGAAGGUACCCUCGUCUCCUUCCGAGGCUAAAGAUCUGCCUGUCCCCAUUUUCGAGGACGGCGCUGUUUCUGACGCUCACCUCCUGGCCAACAGCACGACCCUCUUCGUCACAUCACGAUCCCGCAUUGAGAGCUCCAGAUACUUCACCCUGGAUCACGAGAGCAAGAAAGUCACAGAGGUCUCCUCGAGCGCCAAGAAUGGCAAGGCCUUUGGCCUGACCAAGGAGCAGUGCUUUGACAUCUGGUAUCCUGGCUCGGCCGGCUACGACAACCACGCUCUAUGCAUGGCCCCCUCCAACUUUGACAAGAGCAAAAAGUACCCGCUCGCCUUUGUUGUCCACGGCGGCCCGCAAAGCGCCUGGGUGGACGACUGGAGCACCCGCUGGAACCCGGCCAUCUUUGCCGAGCAGGGCUACAUAGUCGUCUGCCCCAACCCUACCGGUAGCACUGGCUACGGACAGGCUCACACCGAUGCCAUUGCCUCGAACUGGGGUGGUGCGCCGUAUGAGGACCUCGUCAAGGCUUUCGAGUACAUUGAGAAGGAGAUGCCCUAUGUAGACAUUGAGCGUUCCGUUGCCCUCGGCGCGUCCUACGGCGGCUACAUGAUGAACUGGAUCCAGGGCCACCCUCUUGGCCGAAAGUUCAAGGCCAUUGUCUGCCACGACGGCGUCUUUUCGACCCUGAGCCAGUGGUCCACCGAGGAGCUCUUCUUCCCGGAGCACGACUUUGGCGGCACGCUCUGGGAGAAGCGCGAGACUUACGAGAAGUGGGAUCCCGCUCGGUACACUGGCAACUGGGAGACGCCCAUGCUGGUCAUCCACAACGAGUUGGACUACCGUCUCAGUGUCGCUGAGGGCCUGGCCAUGUUCAACGUGCUGCAGGCGCGCAACAUCCCUAGCAGGCUCCUCAUGUUCCCAGACGAGAACCACUGGGUUUUAAAGCCGGAGAACUCUCUGGUCUGGCACAGAGAGGUGCUGAACUGGAUCAACAAAUUCAGCGGUGUAUCAUCGUAA
Molecule: messenger RNA, 2133 nt
Organism: Akanthomyces muscarius
Lineage: Eukaryota; Fungi; Ascomycota; Sordariomycetes; Hypocreales; Cordycipitaceae
Exons: 6
Coding region: 1-2133 (710 amino acids)
Biological process (GO): proteolysis
Molecular function (GO): serine-type endopeptidase activity
Source: RefSeq, a predicted model, not a curated record